Molecule: messenger RNA, 1806 nt
Organism: Mustela lutreola (European mink)
Lineage: Eukaryota; Metazoa; Chordata; Mammalia; Carnivora; Mustelidae
Product: antigen-presenting glycoprotein CD1d-like
Exons: 5
Coding region: 528-1226 (232 amino acids)
Biological process (GO): positive regulation of T cell mediated cytotoxicity; immune response; antigen processing and presentation, endogenous lipid antigen via MHC class Ib
Cellular component (GO): external side of plasma membrane
Molecular function (GO): lipopeptide binding; endogenous lipid antigen binding; exogenous lipid antigen binding
Source: RefSeq, a predicted model, not a curated record
CAGGCUGGCAGACAGGCGGGACCUUUCCGAGUCCGACCCUGGCGCCCUCAGGUGGCCUCAGUCCCCGCCGCUCCGGGGGCUCCCCCAGGUUCCGGGAAGUCCUGGGGAUCCGUGGGGCAGCGCGCGCCGGGGGCGCCGGAGACCGACGGUCCCGGCGCCUCCCGCGGGACGCAGCCGGCGCCCCCGCGCGCGGGGAGCGGCCCCCGGUCCGGAGCCCGCGUGGCUGGUGGCUGCUGUUGCUUUGGUCGCUGCCGCUGGCCUCGGGCGAGCUGUGCGCCCCGCUGGCGCGCGGCCGGCUGCAGUGCCUGCAGGUGUCGGUGUUCGCCAACCGCAGCUGGGCGCGCACCGACGGCCUGGGGCGGCUCGGGGAGCUGCAGGCCUACAGCUGGGCCGACGGCUCGGACGCCAUCCGCUUCCUCAGGCCCUGGGCGCGGAGCGGGUUCAGCGAGCCGCAGUGGGAGCAGCUGCAGCAGAUACUGCGGGUGUACCGCCGGAGCUUCACCAGGGACGUGCGAGAAUUCGUCAAGAUGCUGCGGCUGGACUAUCCCUUUGAGAUGCAGGUGUCUGCUGGCUGCGAGCUGUGCCCCGGGAACACCUCGGAAAGCUUCUUCCAUACGGCAUUUCAAGGAAAAGAGAUCAUGAGUUUCCAAGGAACUCAUUGGGUGCCAGCCCCCGAUGCCCCCUCUUGGGCAGGCAGGGCCACCAAAGAGCUCAAUCAGGACCAGGGGACCAGACAGACCCUGCAGUGGUUAUUAAACGACACCUGCCCGCAGUUCCUCAGAGGCCUCCUGGAGGCAGGGAAGUCGGAGCUAGAGAAGCAAGUGAAGCCGGAGGCCUGGCUGUCCGCCGGACCCCCUCCCGGUCCCGGCCGUCGGCUGCUGGUGUGUCACGUCUCCGGCUUCCACCCGAAGCCCGUGUGGGUGAUGUGGAUGCGGCGUGAGCAGGAGCAGCAGGGCACCCAGCGAGGCGACGUCCUGCCCCACGCGGACGGGACGUGGUAUCUCCGAGUGACCCUGGACGUGGCGGCCCGGGAGGCGGCCGGUCUGUCCUGCCGAGUGAGACACAGCAGUCUGGGAGGCCAAGACAUCGUCCUCCACUGGGAGGGGAGCCUCUCCUCCACGUGGCUCAUCCCGGUGGCCGUCCUGGGGUCCCUCCUGAUGAGUGGAUGCGUUGGAUGCUUAGUCUUCUGGUGCAGGAAGCGUGGCUCCUAUCAAGGCAUCCUGUGACUGUGGUCGCUGCACCUGUCUGUCUGGGACUCAGGACCCCAGCUGCUCAGGAGGUCAGCUCAGCAGCUGAGGUUGCAAGGAGAGGUGCCUUGAAGCAGCAGAGAACGCAGGGCAGCUCUCAUCACAUCCUUUAAACAUUUUAUCUAAGAUAGCUGAGGUUCUUUUUCUGUAUACUGCAAGUUUAUAAACUCCUAUGGUUCUGUAAAAAUAGACAUGCAAAUGUCUGGGGACAGGCAGAUACAGGCUGGGGUGUGAUGUCGUGUGUGGUCACCGUGUGGGUGGUGUGAUCUGCCGUGAGCUGGGAAGUGCCUGCCCCUGGGAAAGCAGGUCCAGCUGUUGCCAACAGUCAAGGAAGAGCGACCAACAAAAUGAGUGAGUUUCUGAAAAUAAGACCCUGGCUGGGCUGCAGUCUACAUUUUUCAAGAGAAGCAGAUGUCUGGAUUUUCGUGUGAGCAUGCCUGAUAUAGGACUGUGCACUGAAGCUUUUACGAAAUGUUUGGGACACCCCAGAUACAUCCAUCUCUGUUUCUUGAUGGCCAUGUGGGGGCUUCUUGAAUAAAAGUUGGGCCUAAAUGACAAA